Colletotrichum orchidophilum is the source of this 2259-nucleotide messenger RNA. RefSeq lists its product as uncharacterized. Gene Ontology annotation, cellular component: spliceosomal complex. Gene Ontology annotation, molecular function: mRNA binding. Bases 1 to 2259 code for a protein of 752 amino acids. Gene Ontology annotation, biological process: mRNA processing. The record is from RefSeq and is a predicted model, not a curated record. The transcript has 4 exons. Lineage: Eukaryota; Fungi; Ascomycota; Sordariomycetes; Glomerellales; Glomerellaceae.
AUGUCCUACAAUCCUUACGGAGGAAACCCGUACGGGCCGCCUCCGACCUACGGUGGCUUCCCGGGGUCUAACGGCGCCCCCGGCAUGGCUCCUCCACCUGGUCUAGGCCCUCCGCCAGGCAUGUCUUCCGCUCCAGGAAUGGCACCACCUCCCGGUGUCCAGCAGUCCAACAAUGCCCAAGCUAACCGACAAAGCGGCCUGCCGCCUAACUUCCAAGCUCCCGCGAACCUCCCAAAUAUCAACUUCAGUGCCCCCGUUAUCCGUCUCGGUACCAUAGGUGGUAAGACAGGCGGCCCCGAUGUCGGCAGAAAAGACAACAGUGCUCCGACCGGCGGACGGCAAGGAUUGGGUAUGGACCGCGGAUACGACCAAUCCCGCGCUGCCGCACGCGAGCACAUGCAGUCUUUGGUCCCGCCGACCAACGAGGAGAAGCUGCGGACAUUAUUCAUUCACAAGAUUCCUGACGGUAUCAGAGGUGACGAGGGCAUUGAAAUGAUACUCAAUUCUGUGGGCAAGCUUCGGAGAUGGGACGUCGCUGCUUCGGUCCUUUCUGAUGGCAAAGGAGCAAAGUUUGGCUUCGCACAGUACGAGGAUGCUGAUUCUUUUGCAAUCGCUUGCGAUCUGCUUCGAGACAUCGAGGUUCCCCUUAAGCGACAAGUACCAUCCGAGAGUGCACCGCUGGAAGGGGACUCUUUCGACGGAGUGGAAAUGGUCAAGCUUCAAGUCACCAUCGAUCCGAAUUCUCUAAAGUUCAUUGAAUCCUACAAGGAAGGCAGAGGCGACGAUGGUGGUGCCGAAUCGCGGAUAAAGACUGCCAAGGAGACACUGAAGCAAGUCAUCCGAGAUCUCGUGUACCCCAAGACCGCUAGUGCAGCCGACGGCGAAGGCGAUGUUUCAAUGGGGAACUCUGGGGAUAAUGUCGAGGUUGUCAAUAUCCCUCUGGCUCAGGACGACGAACUUGCAGACAUCCCUGCAGAGAUGAGAGAAGUUGUCGCCGCCGAGAUCGCAGCGUUCAGAGAACGCAGUAAUAAAAGAGACCUGGAGCGCCUUAAACGCGAAGAAGAGAUGGAAGAGAUGGAACGAAACCGCAAUGGCCCUUCUCGACCAUCGCGGCUAGAUUCUCCGCCACCAUCCAACUCCAACAAUAUUCCUGUCGGACCUCGUGGCAUGCACACCGCGCCAUCGGGCCCCCGGGGGCAUAAUGGUUCUCGUACAACCUCAUUCGUCAACGGAGGUAUCUCAAACGCCGAUAUGUCAAUCCACCGCGAAGAUGACGAUACGGAUGCCGACGACGAAGAGAGUUACCAGCGGGAGCUCUCGAAGCAAAAAUCAGAAGAAGACAAGAUGUAUCUCGAGGCGGAGCGAAAGUGGGUGAACAGGGAACGUUCCCGUGCGGCAGCCUUGGAGAGAGAAAAGGAGCGUGAAUUGCAGGAUGAAGAGACUCUGGAGAGACGCAUACAAGAGCAGCUAGAAAGGGAGAAGUCGUGGGAUGACGACCGAGAGGCGGUCAGAAAGAACCACUUGUACUACCGUGACCAUGCAGGCUGGGUUAAGAAGCGACAGAUUGAAAGGGCGGAUGAGCAAGCCAGGGAUGAGGCAGACCGAAGAGCCGAAGAAGAUGGGCGCCGCAGAGAGGCCGCAGACAUGGAGAGGGCGCGCGGCAUGGCUGACUCCUUCCUUGAUCGACAAGCCCAGGAGAUGGAGCAACGACAGCAAGCAGCGGCUUCCGCGCCCGCGCCUUUCAAGUUGUCCCUCGGCGCUGCAGCACAGCGCGCACAAGCCCAACGUGUGGCUCCUCAACGACGAACUGUUGCUGAGGUCGAGGGUCUUCUUGACGAUGAGGAGCAAGACAGCACGACAAGGAGACAGCUCAUCCCCAUCCAAUUCGAGCCUACGACUGCAGCGGACAAGAUGACCGAGGAGGAGAUCAGCAAAGCCGUUCGUGCUCUUGCGCAGGAGAUUCCGUCGGAGAAGGAUGGCCUAUGGAACUGGAGUGUGCAGUGGGACUUCUUGGACGACGCCAUAAUCCGGGACAAGCUUCGGCCAUUUGUUGAGAAGAAGAUUGUCGAGUAUCUUGGCGUACAGGAAGAGAUGCUUGUCGAGGUUGUAGAGGAGCAUCUUCGGAAGCACGGAAAGCCAUCAGAGCUAGUGGAAGAGCUUGCGGCGGCAUUGGAUGACGAGGCAGAGGAUAUGGUCAAAAAGUUGUGGCGCAUGGUCAUUUUCUUCACAGAGAGUGAGAAGCGUGGGUAUCCAGCAUAG